Molecule: messenger RNA, 360 nt
Organism: Striga asiatica
Lineage: Eukaryota; Viridiplantae; Streptophyta; Magnoliopsida; Lamiales; Orobanchaceae
Source: the annotation of a GenBank genome assembly
AUGGAGAAUGUUACGGAGGAUAAUGUUACGGAGGAUGUCUUGCCGUGCCAAGCCGAUCCCGAAGCCAUUGCCGACACCGACAAUGUGCCAUUGGUAAGAAAGGAGCCUUUCCUCGUAACCGGGCACCUCGAGGACAAUCUUUUCAAUAAACUACGAGACGAGAAGGUCCGACCUCCCCGAUAUAUUGACUACGAAUAUUUUGGAGCCACAUAUGGUGGGGAAUUCAUGAAAAAACGGCCGAUCACGUCACGUGAGUUAGUCCAAGCGGAUCUCGCCAUUAGCCGCUACGAGGUCAAACCACAUCAUACCCGAAAAUGUGUUGAAGCCUAUAUCGAACGAUACUCUCAGUGCUGGUUUUGA